AUGCCAAAAUUUGGGUUUAGUAUCUUAGCGAUUCAGACCCUUUCAGCACGCUUACUCGAUUAUAUAUUAAAUUUAUUCACAAUACCACGAGUUUGUAAUAUUCAAGCAAUUUUAGAUUCUAUUGUAAAUUCGGAUUCAGAAUAUGUAAGAACUUCUCUAACAGCUCCUAUAUCAACCCAACGAAAAGAUAUAAGACGACGACAAGGUGACGGAAAAGAAAGCAUAGAAACUGAACCAGGUAUAGAAGGAGGAAGUGAAGAUAUAGCUAUAGACAAAAAUUUAGGCAAACUAAAUUUAGGGAAUCAUCAAUCAACUUCAGAAGAAGAUAUUGAAGAAAUUAUAGAGCUGUUAUUUUUACCAAAAAAGAAAUGUCGUAUGCAUUCAAAAUUUCAAGAUUCGAUGAAUAAAAGUAGUGAUGAAGAAGAGUUUGAAAAAAUAGAUGAAGAAUUAAACGAUAAAUUAGUUAAGAAAUUCAAUGAAGAAUCCGAUAAAGAAUCUAAUGAAGAAGCCGAAGAAAUAGAAGAAUUGAUGAAAGAGUCAGAUAAUGAAUUGGAUGAAGAAGAAUUAGAUAAACGAUCAGCAAAAGAAAAAAUUUAUAGUGAUAGUAAUGAAUUUGAAGACUAUUCUGCUCCAAAUAUUGAUAAUAAUAACCAGACUAGAUUUAAUCCUAAUGUUAAUCAGCCUUUGGAAUAUGAAUGGAUUCUGCUUUGGUUGCUAAAGUUUCAAUCUAGAUUUAAUUUAUCCGAAGCUGCUAUUGAUACUUUAAUUAAAUUUAUUUAUAUAAUAUUGGUUGAAAUAGGUGGUAAAAUUCAUUUUGGCCACUAUCCAAACUCAAUUCAUAUGGUUCGAAAAUAUUUUAAAAUUGGUAAAAACUUCAUGAAAUACGUUACAUAUCCAAAUUGCAGUAAAUUAUAUAGAAAGGAUGAUGUAGUCAGCUCACAAAAUAAUAAAAAGGAACUAGAAAUUAAAAAAUGUAAUCAUAUUGAAUUUCUGAAUAUAAUUGGCACUCGACAAAAAAAAACAUGUAAUUCUGCUCUAGCAGUUCAAAAAAAAUAUUUAAAAGAAAUUAAAAAUGAGGCAAUUUUAUUGUUUCUAGAUGGUGUUAUUUCUGAUAUCUAUAACAGUCAUGUUUGGAAAGAAUUUGAAGACAAACCAUCAAAUAGUGGCCAAUUUUUUAUACAUGAAACGGCUGAUUCACAUUUUGGUCUUUUGUUAAAUUUAGACUGGUUUCAGCCUUUUGCGUAA
Dentiscutata erythropus is the source of this 1245-nucleotide messenger RNA. The record is from the annotation of a GenBank genome assembly. NCBI's taxonomy places the organism in Eukaryota, Fungi, Glomeromycota, Glomeromycetes, Diversisporales, Gigasporaceae.